AAGCAAUUGGGGUGGAUUACAGCCUUCCAACUACAACUGUUUAUAAAAAUCACGGAUAAAACUUGCAACAAUGCUUUACAAACUCACCGCCGUUAUCCUCACAUCGGGUCUCGUGUCGUCCGCCUCGGCCGCAUUAAACUUCUACUGCCCAAAUGUCAAUGCGACAGGUUUCUAUCCAGCAUGCUGUAUAGGCAUCACCGGCCAGGUCGGAGUGGACUGUAUCACUCCCCACAUCAUCGGCGGUUUGCCCAACUUUGAGUGCAACAUCGGGCCGCCGUAUAACAACCGAGGGUGCUGUCAAUCAAUCAACUACACCAACCCGAACACCGGAUACAGGCUGAGCUUGUGCACUGGUGUCACGCCCUACCCUUAGUGGACUGUGGUUGGUGAUGUCGGUUGCACUUGAAGAGAGAAAGGGGGGAUGCACGCAGUAACAGUUGCUUGCGCCAAAGGUUUCAGGCAUCCAGACUAGACCAUGAACUCUGAUGUGUUGGGGUGUAAUAUAUGAGAUGUAUUGGAGGAAAUACAUAUUAGCUUCAUGACGAUUAAUGAUUACUAUUCAGAAGAGUGGUGCAAGAUGCACAGUCUUUGCACUUGCACUAAUGUACC
Molecule: messenger RNA, 609 nt
Organism: Pyricularia grisea
Lineage: Eukaryota; Fungi; Ascomycota; Sordariomycetes; Magnaporthales; Pyriculariaceae
Exons: 3
Coding region: 71-373 (100 amino acids)
Source: RefSeq, a predicted model, not a curated record